This is a messenger RNA of Rhopilema esculentum, 7045 nucleotides long. RefSeq names its product phospholipid-transporting ATPase ABCA3. Gene Ontology annotation, cellular component: intracellular membrane-bounded organelle; membrane. The record is from RefSeq and is a predicted model, not a curated record. Gene Ontology annotation, molecular function: ATP hydrolysis activity; ABC-type transporter activity; lipid carrier activity. Lineage: Eukaryota; Metazoa; Cnidaria; Scyphozoa; Rhizostomeae; Rhizostomatidae. Gene Ontology annotation, biological process: lipid transport; transmembrane transport.
UCUUCGUUUCAUUAGAUCUGUGAAUUACAUUGUGUGCAAGCGAGGCUAUAUAAAGUUCCUCCAAAACAAGCCGCCAGACCUGCUGUACUAAGAAGUGGAAAUGUCGCGCAAUUUGAGGCAGCUGCUGCUUCUCCUUUGGAAAAACUUUGUUCUUCAGUUCCGAAGGCCGAUUGGAACAUGCAUCGAGCUGCUGUUGCCCGUUGCCUUGACUGCAGUUCUCAUAAUUGCAAAGGUUGGCCUGAAAACAGAUACAGCUACGAAAUGUUUCUCAACAUUCGAUGCAAGAUUUGUUCCACACUUUCAGAUAUUGAGCCUCCCUUUGCCGCUUGUCAGAAAAAACACAACAACAUAUUUAGCCUUCUAUCCUUCAAAUGCGUGGACAAAGGAUGUGGCGACAAAAGUAUCGGCAUUAUUAGGACCGAAUUUUAAGGCAACCGACAAAGAUUUAAGUGGAAAAUCAUUCACAUCAGAAGGAGAUGCUGCAAAGGAGGCUUCAGAUUUCUUUAGCCAAUAUUUUGGAGCUGUUAUAUUUGAACAUUCAGAAACAGCGAUGCCAAAAUUUAUAAAGUACAAGAUUCGUCUCAGUCACCAGCUGCAAUCGAAUUCUGCGUCAACACGAGGCUCUUGGCAAACACAGCGCUCAUUCCCAUUCUUCAAAGCCGCUGGCCCGAGAAAGUUCGACGAACUCCCUGAUUACUCUCGCCGCUUUCUUCCUUUGCAAUACGCGCUUGACACCACAAUUGCUCGCAUUCACUCAAACAACAUCAACGCUACUGUUGCAACGACAAUCAACCAAUUUCCGUUUCCUUCGUAUUUCAACGACCCAUUCAUAGCCGCUGUCCGUGGAUUGUUGCCUUUGCUUUUCACACUUGCAUUUAUUUACACCUCUAUCAUGAUUAUCAAGGAACUCGUUGCUGAAAAGCAGUAUCGUUUAAAGGAAUCGAUGAAAAUGAUGGGACUUUCUAAUUGGCUUCACUGGCUUGCUUGGUUCAUUAAAAAUUUCAUUUUUCUGAUGCUUUCAACGAUCCUGGUCACCAUUUUGGUUAAAGUUGCAAAAAUAUUUGAAUUCUCAAACGGUGGUGUCAUAUUUAUAUUUCUGAUCUUCUACUCUGUUUCUGCUAUAUUUUUCUGCUUUCUUAUCAGUGUCUUCUUUUCAAAUGCUAUAAGAGGCAUGCUGUUUGGAGCAGUUCUUUGGUUUGCAUCGUAUGCACCAUACACUGUUAUUGCCAAUCCGGCUACAUACGAUGUCAUGAGCACGUCUGAGAAGGCAGCCGCUUGUCUUCUCCCAAAUACAUGUCUUGGAAUUGGAGUGCAGAUUAUUUCAAAGUACGAAGAGGCUCAAAUUGGUGUCAAUUGGAGCAAUUUUAAUGACCCACCAACAAUCGAUGAGAAUUUCUCUCUUGCCAUGGUUGUUGCGAUGAUGGUUGUACAGUCUGUUGUUUGUUGGAUCCUCACUUGGUAUAUUGAGGCUGUAUUUCCCGGUGAAUAUGGUGUUCCAAAACCAUUCUACUUUGUUUUUACAUCUUCCUAUUGGUGCGGGACUUCACCAAGCACAAAGAAUGAAGUAAGGGAUAUAGACAUGGAUGCUGUGGAGGAGAAUGAAGAUGUUGAGGAAGAGUCUGCAGAGCUUGAAGUUGGCGUUUCAAUUCAAGGCCUGAAGAAAACCUUCUCGAGUGCAACAGGAAAGAAACUGGCAGUCGAUGGUUUAAGUCUGAAGAUGUACAAAGGUCAAAUAACUGCCCUACUUGGUCAUAAUGGAGCAGGCAAGACAACCACAAUGUCAAUAUUAACCGGACUUUAUCCACCAACUGAAGGAACAGCGCUCGUUGGCAAUCAAAGCAUAUCAACUGAGAUGGAUCGGAUCAGAGAAAGUUUAGGGCUAUGUCCGCAGCACAACGUUUUAUUUGAUCGAUUAACUGUUAAAGAACAUUUGAAGUUUUUCAUUUCUCUCAAGGGAGUGCAAGGCCAGGAGGCAGAGUCCAAAAUAAAUGCAAUGUUACAGGAUAUCCAACUAAUCGACAAGAAGGACGCCCAAUCCAAAACAUUGUCUGGUGGCAUGAAAAGAAAACUGAGUUGUGCAAUUGCCUUGAUCGGAGACCCUGAGGUAGUGUUUCUUGACGAGCCCACCAGUGGCAUGGACCCCUCUGCCAGAAGAGCUACGUGGGAUCUUUUGCAAAAGCACAGGGGAAACAAAACGAUGGUACUCACAACCCACUUCAUGGACGAGGCUGAUUACCUUGGUGACAGAAUUGCAAUUAUGGCUGAUGGGCGUUUACGUUGUUGUGGUAGUUCACUGUUUUUAAAGAAGAGGUAUGGUGUUGGGUAUCAUCUCACGCUUGUAAAGGAACCGUUAUUUCAAGAAAAUGAUGUUAUAUCCCUGAUCAGAGAGAUGGUUCCCUCUGCCAAACUCGUUGGUAACAUAGGAGCUGAGAUGUCUUACAUUCUCGAGCAUGAGAGUUCCAAAGUUUUUAAAGACCUUUUUGCCGCCUUUGAAGGAGAAAGAGGUCAAAAGCUCGGAAUAAGUAGCUUUGGUAUAUCAAUCACUACUAUGGAAGAGGUUUUCUUGAAAGUUGGUGAAGGCCUGGAUCACAGUGUAGCUCCAACGGAGCAAGAAAGUCAAGAUACUAAUGAUGUCAAACUCUUGGUUGAUAUUGAAACAAAUAAGUCAGAGCUGGUCACGGGCUUUGCAUUGGGCCUCAGUCACUUCAAGGCCAUGUUUAUAAAGAGAUUCCUGAAUUCUAAGCGGGAGAAAAAGGCGGUCGUCACCCAAGUUCUUUUACCGUUGAUAAUCACUCUACUUGGUUUGCUGCUGGCCCAGAACUCUCCUACGCAGCAGGAAAACCCCGCAAGAGUAAUGAAACUUUCGUCUGAUCUCCAAGCCGGUGCCCGUGGAAAUGCUUAUUUUGCCGACUAUCGAUUGAGUCCUGAUGCCAGCUUUUCAAAGCUCGUUAAAAAGGCCUACGAAGCGGAAAGACUGAAUGUGGAAGAUGUUACGGCGUAUUCAAGAAAAAUAUACACUGAAAAUAGAAACGACAGCAUUUAUUCUCAUCAAAAUAAGUACACCAUCGGAGCAGAUUUUAAAGAAUGCUGUAAUUUUCAAGACAUUGUGCUGAAUUCUAAAUGCCAAGCAAAGAUAAUAGCAGAUAAUAACCUCUGUAAAGAUGUUAAGCAAUUUGGAUACAAACACUGCUAUAAAUGCAUAGAUGGUGGUGGGAAAGACUGCUCCUCAUUCACUGUGAGGCAGACAAACCUUAACGAUGACCUCACGUACUUCACGGAAGUUAUUUUGGAAAAGAGCAAGGGCAAAAAAGCUUUCUUUGACACCCAUUUGGCUGGAAUAACAUUGCAAGAAAAGAAUAACCGUUUUGAAGCAAGAUCUUGGUUUAGUCACCAAGCCCUUCAUGCCGUUGCAUCUGCCUAUAGUGCUGCCAACAAUAUUAUGCUGUCACACAUGAAAAAUGAUUCAAGCUAUGGUAUCCAAGUCACCAACCACCCUCUUCCAAGAAAUCCUCAGGAGGAGGUGGACGUGUCCCUGACAAAUGGCGCAAAUUUGACGCUUGUCAUAUUUGUCACAAUGGCAGUGUGUUUUAUAGCGGCCAGCUUCAUCACCUUCAUUGUUACUGAGAAAGUUACUAAGGCAAAGCAUAUCCAGUUCGUAAGUGGUGUUGGUUCCUUCACCUACUGGUUUGCAACGUACUGUUGGGAUCUUAUCAAUUUCGUGGUUCCAGCCAUUGGUAUUAUAAUACUUUUUGCUGCUUUCCAACUGGACACCUACAAAGGAGACGACCUCGGGGCUUUCGUUGUUAUGCUGAUUUUUUUUGGGUUAAGCAUUUUGCCGUUUGUUUAUCUCAUCUCAUUCGCCUUCAAAAGCCCUUUGAUUGCAUACUCAGUUGUGUCUAUGUUGCUUAUGCUGGUUAGUCUUACUGCCGUCAUCGCCGUGUUUGUCUGCCGCAUACCGCAGCUAGGAUACCUGAAAGAAGCAGAAAUCAUGCAUCAUAUUUUUUUGCUGCUGCCAACUUAUAGCUUUCCUCAAGCUCUGAUGGAUAUUGCAGUAAAUUACGGAUCGAGAAAGGCAUGCACAGUAGAUGAAAGAAUCAAAGCAAUUUGCAAACAACGGGACACAAAGUGGGAAGAAAGUGCCCUAGCGUGGAAUUAUCCUGGUAGUGGCACUGCUUGUUUAUACAUGGCCGUAGAAGCAGUGAUCUACUUUGUGCUUGUGUUACUCAUCGAGGAAAAUUUUUUCCUCAGUAAAUUCUUUGCAAACAGGAAAGAAGAGAGUCAAACUCAGGAAAGCGACUCUGACGUCAGUCAAGAGCAACGACGAAUAUUCGCCAUGGACGAGGCCAGUUACGACAAAGAAGCUGUUGUCAUGAGAAAUGUUACCAAAGUUUAUGGGGGCAAUCAGCUGGUUGCGGUUGAUCAUCUGUCUCUCGGAGUACCAAAACGAGAAUGCUUUGGGCUUUUAGGGGUUAACGGUGCCGGGAAAACAACUACUUUUGGGAUGUUAACUGGAGAGCUGGGGAUUUCUGCCGGUACUGCAUUUCUCGAUGGCUUUAAUAUUCAGACCCAGUUGAGACAGGUACAGCAAAGGAUUGGAUACUGCCCACAGUUUGAUGCAUUGGUUGACAAAAUGACUGGACGUGAAAUGUUGCAAAUGUUUGCACGUCUUCGUGGAAUCCGAUCCGAUAAAAUGGAGCCAAUUGUCAAUGCAGCCAUCAAGCAGUUGAAUUUGUCGAAAUGGGCUGAAAAAAUGUGUGGCAAUUACAGUGGUGGAAACAAGAGAAAGCUCAGUACAGCUCUUGCCCUUGUUGGAAACCCCCCAAUCAUAUUUCUGGAUGAACCAACAAGUGGAAUGGACCCGGCAUCAAGGAGAUUCCUGUGGAAUACACUGAGCGCCCUCCUUACGAACGAACGGUCGAUUAUUCUUACUUCUCACAGCAUGGAAGAAUGUGAGGCUUUGUGCACUCGCCUAGCAAUUAUGGUGAAUGGAAAGUUCAAGUGCCUUGGUAGCAUUCAACAUUUAAAGAACAAAUAUGGCAAAGGACUUACCUUGAUGAUUAAAGUCGACAUGAAAACAACGGUGGUUUUGGCAAAGGUGGCAAAGAAAAUAACAAUAGUGUUCCUGACCAGGCUUCUAACUCCACUGCACCCGCAGAUAAUUAUGCAUAUGAAAAAGGUGACUCGGUACCUCCUGUUAUGUUCAACCGAAACGCUGAUCAGGUUCAACUUGGGCAACCCUCUCGCCCAGCUGAAGCAAUGGAGAAAGUCAAAGGCUUUGUGGCAGAUCACUUUCCAGGUGCCGCCAUUGUUGAUGAGAGAUCCGGCAUGCUGCAAUACCAAAUAAAUAAUGCAGAUUUACGAUGGUCGUACAUGUUCGACAUCCUUGAAUCAAAUGCUUCAGAACUUGCUAUUUCGGAUUACAGCCUCAGUCAAACUUCUCUUGAACAGGUCUUCUUAAACUUUGCAAAAGACCAGUAUUCUGAAGGCAGAAAGUUCAAGAAGAAUCUUUGCUGUUCCUGUCUGUAAUAGCUUCAUUUGGGAUUUUCCACUUCCUAUACUUAUGUUAUGCAUACUAAAGUGCUUACUAAAGUGUUAUGCAUACUAAAGUUGCAGAAUUAGCAAGUAUUUGGGUUUUUAUUUAAGAGCAUCAUAGAUAGUACUAUCUAUUGCUUAUUUAAAUUGUAAUUUUAUUUGUUUUUUGCUUAAAAUAUACACAAUGUAAAUAUUUGCUUGUCGGGGUCAAUUGAUAUCAAUUUCCUUGACCAACUUAUUGAGAAGAUCUCCUUUGUCCAUGAUCAGGUUGUCCUCAUUUUGUAAAAGGAGACGUUGAAUUUGUACUCUUUCACUCCUCAGUAACAUGAAGCAAAGGCUGGCCUCUUUUUUAGUCGUGUAGACACUGUUUUGAGACAUCUGUAUUUAAAAGUCUCUUCUGCAAUUCAAUUUGAAACAUUUAGGUUAUUUGGUGCUGGUCACGUACAUCUUCAUUUUUAUAUUUAAGUGGAUGUAUAUAAUUGCAGCGUAACUUCAAUCAUUGAUGCGACAUAUUUAUAAUCAAUAGUUGCUCCAACAUUGUUGGUGAAUUAUUUAAUGCUCUGGAUGGAGCAAUAUUUAGAUAUUUGCUUAUUUUUAAUCAGUUUUAUCAUCUUAACAGUUUUAAUUCUGCCAACACCCAGAACCCAACCCCCCCCCCAAACCCCCACCACCCCAAUUAUCAGCGUAGGAUAGCUAUUACUAUCAACUCUAACUGUUUUCAUCUCUAAUUAAAGAUACCUCUCCUUUCCAUCAUAUAGCCAUUCGCUGCAUGAAUAGCUGUUUUAAUAUUAGGAGGAUUAGCUGUUUUUUCAAUGCAGUAUACCCUAACUGGAGUAAUAUUCACACGUUAAAGUGAGGGCAUUCUUUGCACUAGAAACAUAACUAUCUACUAAAAGAAGUUAAAGCAAUACCUUACUGGGUUCUUGCAUCUGACGUCCUCUUACUCAGGUCUUUGUUUUGACAGCCAUGGAGACAUGAGGCUUCUUCCUAAAACCCUAUACCCCAAUUCCUAAACCCCCCCUCCCCAAGUUAGAGAAUCUGUCAAUUUGCACUUCAAUGCGAGUAAUUGCCAAAAUUACGUAAUAAACCUCACAGCUGGACAAUCUGAUGGAAAACAUACAAUUUUAUACUCGUCCUGUACAGUCGAAUAGACUUAAAAUGAAACUGGCAUCUUCUCUUUCUCCACUUUGUCAUUUUUCCUCAUUCACUUUCGUUGAUUCAUCACUUUCUUUCUUCUUCUUUUUUAUUUACGUUUAAGCCAUACCUUUAUUACUUUUUAUAACUCAUUAAUGGUAUUUGGAACUAUUUUACAGUGGACUUGUUAGGUAGUGUUAUUUAAAGCACAAUUUAGUAUCAUUAGGCUAUUGAUGUUUAUUCUAUAAGAAUGUAUUUAUUAGGCGGGUAUCAAGUAUUUACUAUUGCAUUUAUUACACUAAUUUGUAUUUGUUUCUAGUUAGACAUCCACUGAAUCUCAUGGUUAAGGUAACUUGCUGAAAUAAAGAAUGUGCAACGA